This is a messenger RNA of Oppia nitens, 763 nucleotides long. Its product is annotated as NADH-quinone oxidoreductase subunit B-like. Gene Ontology annotation, molecular function: NADH dehydrogenase (ubiquinone) activity; quinone binding; 4 iron, 4 sulfur cluster binding. Gene Ontology annotation, biological process: mitochondrial respiratory chain complex I assembly; electron transport coupled proton transport; aerobic respiration. Lineage: Eukaryota; Metazoa; Arthropoda; Arachnida; Sarcoptiformes; Oppiidae. The transcript is spliced from 3 exons. The coding region runs from base 75 to 743 and encodes 222 amino acids. The record is from RefSeq and is a predicted model, not a curated record.
AAAUUGAUUUCAAAGCAAACAUUGUUUACAAUAAAUUCAUCAAAAGAUAUCAUAAUAUCAGUGAAGACCAAGAAAUGGCAAAUUUAGUGAGUUUCGGUCGAAUCGGUCGUUCACUUACUCGGGCUUUGUUUGAAUGCAAACAAAACUCUUUGGUUUUGACCACAACUCAGGUCCGAAAUAUUGAGUCACAAGAUCUGGAAGAGAUCAGAAAGAAUCCGUCAACACUUCCUUUGGAUAGAAAAGGCAAAUACUCUCCGUUCCCAAAGCCGACGUCUAAAGCGGAGUUUGCAUUGGCCCGAGUGGACGACUUGUUGAAUUGGGCCCGAAAAAACAGUUUAUGGCCACUCACGUUUGGUCUGGCCUGUUGUGCUGUCGAAAUGAUGCACAUCGCAGCCCCCCGUUAUGAUAUGGACAGGUUUGGCGUCGUUUUCAGAGCGAGUCCGCGUCAGGCAGACGUUAUCAUUGUGGCCGGAACUCUGACCAAUAAGAUGGCGCCCGCAUUGAGACGUGUUUACGACCAGAUGCUCGAACCCCGAUGGGUCAUAUCGAUGGGUAGUUGUGCCAAUGGCGGCGGUUAUUAUCAUUAUUCGUAUUCAGUGGUCCGCGGCUGCGACCGAAUUAUUCCCGUAGAUAUUUAUGUGCCGGGUUGUCCUCCAUCUGCAGAAGCGCUCUUUUAUGGUAUAUUACAGUUACAGAAGAAAAUCAAACGUAUGAAUCACAACCAGAUGUGGUAUCGAAAGUAAAUUUAUUGCAAAUCUUUAGU